CAUCAAUACAUCUUACUUCUGAGCAGCAAACUGAGAUUGCAAGCCAUGGCUUCAUUCAUGAGUCUGCGGUCACCAUAUUCACUCUCUCUGGCUUUUCUUCUUCUCUUUAUUCUGGUCCUCUACUGCUCUCCCUUAAACCAAAACCGAGUUUUAAAUCUCAAAGUUUCUUCACCCACCACCACCACCGCUUUUGCUCACCAUAACACUACUGGCCAAUAUGUUGCCCCAACGAUGGCUCCGGCUCCGGCUACGGCUCAAAUGCAACAAAACUACACGCCUCUCUCAAAUUCCGGAACGCAUAUUGUCAAAAAAAAGAAGAGUAGUGCGCAGAGGAUUGAAGAAGACUUGGCUAGAGCAAGAGCGGCUAUACGAAAAGCCAUUGUAACAAAGAAUUAUACAUCUGAUAGAGAGGAGGUUUACAUUCCUAGAGGAUGUAUUUACAGAAACCCUUAUGCGUUUCAUCAGAGCCAUAUAGAGAUGGUAAAGAGAUUCAAGAUAUGGACCUACAAGGAAGGAGAUCUACCCAUGGCCCACAAUGGCCCAACGACAUACAUCUACUCCAUUGAGGGACAGUUUAUAUUUGAGAUGGAAAGUGGGCUAAGCCCAUUUAUGGCCCAGCAUCCUGAUGAGGCCCAUGCAUUCUUCCUACCGUUAAGCAUCUCCAAGAUCACUGAUUAUCAGUACAGGCCCCACCACGAGACCUUUUUCCACCGAGUGGUCCGUGUGUUCGCUGAUUAUGUUUAUGUCGUGGCAAAUAAAUAUCCAUACUGGAAUCGGACGAGAGGAGCCGAUCAUUUCUUUGUCUCCUGCCACGAUUGGGCGUCACUCAUCACACGUGAUAAACACCAAGAUCUCUAUAAGAACUUCAUGAAAGUUCUAUGCAAUGCCAAUACUUCAGAAGGAUUUAAGCCUACGAGAGACGUCUCAAUACCAGAAUAUAAUCUAAGAGCUUUCGAUCUCGGACCACCCCGGUUCGGCCAACCUCCUGAUAAGCGGCCCAUCCUCGCUUUCUUUGCCGGCGCAGCCCAUGGAGACAUAAGGAGCGUAUUGUUCGAGAACUGGAAGGAAAAAGACGAUGAAAUUCGAGUCUAUGAACAUCUCCCAAAGAAAUUCAACUACCAUCAACUAAUGGGACAAAGCAAGUUUUGCUUGUGCCCCAGUGGGUCAGAAGUUGCGAGUCCUCGAAUGGUCGAGUCCAUGUAUCAAGGGUGUGUCCCGGUCCUCAUUUCCGAUUACUACGCAAUACCAUUUGAUGACAUUUUCAAUUGGAACAAGUUUUCUAUACAGAUCCCGCCCAAGAAGAUACCGGAAAUCAAGGCAAUAUUGCAAGCGGUUUCGCACAAGAAGUACUUGACAUUACAAAAGAGAGUGAGAAAAGUGAGUCAACAUUUUGAGCUCAACAGACCGGCUAAGCCACUUGAUAUAUUUCACAUGAUACUUCACUCCAUAUGGCUUAGAAGACUCAAUUUUAGACUCCCAUUUUAGUUUGUCCGUGUAUACAUGGAUCUAUAUUCGUCUUCUUUGGACUAAAAACCUGAUGUUACAUUGUAAUUUAUAGAUCAUUAUGAGUAAAUUGUAAUUAUUUGAUUUACGUCC
Messenger RNA from Morus notabilis, 1596 nucleotides. Its product is annotated as probable glycosyltransferase At5g20260. NCBI's taxonomy places the organism in Eukaryota, Viridiplantae, Streptophyta, Magnoliopsida, Rosales, Moraceae. The transcript is spliced from 4 exons. The coding region runs from base 46 to 1485 and encodes 479 amino acids. Gene Ontology annotation, molecular function: glycosyltransferase activity. The record is from RefSeq and is a predicted model, not a curated record.